Colletotrichum fioriniae is the source of this 1332-nucleotide messenger RNA. RefSeq lists its product as uncharacterized. Lineage: Eukaryota; Fungi; Ascomycota; Sordariomycetes; Glomerellales; Glomerellaceae. The record is from RefSeq and is a predicted model, not a curated record.
AUGGCCUCAUUGCUGCGACCCUUUGGGGAUUCAAAGUCAUCCGGCGACGUGGGUCGCGAAUUCAACGCUCUUACCGGUGUAGUCGAUGGGCUUCACCCCCUCCGUGCAUUUGGUGACAUCCCGCACGGAUUCUCAUUCUACUACGGGCCAAAGGAUAUGAUCAUACCGAAGCUGUGGCAGAUGAAGCGUCCUGACGUGCAGUCUGCUCCUCGUAGCAACGACAAGCUGAACGCUGCCAUUACCUUUUCCUACGGAUCGAAGCCUGGCAAUUACGUAUGCACAAUUCCCUUGGCAAACACAAUCUUUCAGAAUGGCCUCCAGUCGACUCUCAUCGCUAGCCGCUGGAAACUCAACCUUGAGGGGGGUUUGGACCUGAUCGAGCGCGAAGAGCGACGGGCUCAGGAAGUCAACAUCUACACCAGAGAAAGCGAGCGCACCAACUCGAUCCAGGCGCCCCUGGUCCCCAUCACGGCUCCGCGGAAGAUCGUAUCGGGCCUGGGCAACAUCAUCAGGCAGGUCGAUGUCAAUGGCAAAGAGACGCCUGCUUCUUCGGAGCUCGAGACGGCCGUCCAAGCGCUUUUUGACAGGCGGACGGCAGAAGGCCACGAGUUCCCUCCGGGCCCCGUGGGUGUAUGGGGGGUCGUUUGUCCCCCUGGCGAUGACCAAGCGGGAACCAUUGAAUUUCUGAACAAGCUGUCCGUGACAGCGUCAAAGGUACGGAACGCCGGAGACGAGUGGUCAAUCGUCUUGAAUACGAAAGACUAUAUGAAAUGGCUCAUCAAGAGAGGUGUCAGAGUCUACAAGAUUCCGAAUGAAGAGAGUGGUGGUGGCGGCUGGGGGAAGAAGGCAGGCCUCCUCUCGCUCGAUCCCGAAGUCAAGUAUUCCGCUUCCUCCGAGGAAGAGGAUCUCGACAGCUUCAUCCGUUCCUUUGAGAACCGGAACGAAGGCGGCGGCGACGCCGAACAAGGCGUCAUCGCUCCGGGCUCGUACAUUCAAUACUUUGUCGCUCCGCCCUUCACCGCCACCAAGAGGCAUACGGCAGCGGAUGGCGAAUCUCAGUUCACCGAUUCCUUUGGAGUGACGGAUGACGCGCGACUAGAGGCGUCGUCGGUUCCCACUUCGCGAGACUGGAAACAAAUUCAGCACCAGUUCGGUGCGGUGACAACCCACGGGCUCUUCCUUGAGUGCAGGUCGUUGCGUCCUCUCGUCCGGGAGACGAAGCUGGACGUGCCCGGAGCGUGGAUCGGACAUUUGGGACUCCCUGACCGAAAACGUUCCAAGUUCAGGAAGCUUAGCCUGCACACGGAGAAAGGCUUGGGAAGCUCAAGCUAA